UGGAGCAAGCACCCAUGCAAAGCAACGACUUGAGUUUCAUUUGAACUCACGAAUAUUGUGGACACAGUUGGACAUAAAAGCCAAAGACAUGCAAGUGUCUCUUUUCAGGGCAGCAGCAGCUGUCUGCCUGUUCCUGAUCCUUUGCCUGGACAGAACGCAGGCGCAAGAGAACACAAUGCUGCAGGUACCGCCCUCGCUGGUGGAAUGCUACAAUACGUCGUACUUUAUGAAUCGCGAUAAUCGCCUCCCCGCCAAUAUCGACACACUCAUCUCAUUGAUCGAGAAAGUGGAAAAUAACUAUGACAUAGCUCAGGAUAUCCGCCAAAUUGCCGUGAGCUUGCUGUAUCGUUUCCGUCAGGAUGGCAUCCGACGUGCGCAGAAUGUGGCCCUCAGCGAUGGUGUCAUACCUUUCAGCCCGACGGGCUUCCAGUUUCCCAAGUUUCGCAUACUCCUCUCAAGACUGCUGUCGGGCAAUGCCCAAACGUUUCCCAACAGCACAUUGACGAGAGUGGAGCGCUGUUCCUUGCACUUUAUGCUCUCUAGCACCUUUGAUACUAGAGUGCGUGGGGACGAAAGCCAGGUUUGCAGCCGCCUGUCCCAAUAUGUUUCCCACCGCCUGCCUCGUUCCGUGAAGAAUCCGAGCCAGAGCAGCAAUUUCAUCAGCGAUGCCGAGUGGGUGGAUGUACGUCAGAAGCGUGGCCCCAAAGUCGGAUCCAAUUAUCAGCAGUUCGGCGAGCUAGACUACAAUGAUGCUGACUGGACCUAUUCCAGCACAGAUACCCAAGGUAGCCAGUGCCCCGUCGAGGAUGGUGUCAUACGCACGCCUUGGGGCACGGUGUCAGCGGGUACGCUGAUUGCGGGCAUCGCUACUGGCCUUCAACAGCAGACGGUACAGCUACAGACCCUGCUGGCGCUGGCCACACAGCGACGCGGACGCCCACAGCAGCAGGUAACCACCGUCAGUAUUGACAAUCGUUGGGCCGCUACCCUGGCAGGAGACUUGGCCGAGGUUGCUCUGGUGCAGGUGCCUAUGACAACUAACAAUGUGGCUUCGGUUGGAGCUACAGGCGGCUGGAACGACACUGUGCUUCCCCACUGGUAUUUCCUCUCUCAACGCACCAAUUUGGAGGCCACUGAUGCUGAGAUACGCGGAGGCCUGGACGGUCUGAUCAUUGCCAUGAACGUAGCCAAUUGGCGUACGCAGGCGUCUAGUCUAAAGCUGUCCCAGCUGCUACGCAUGUACUACUCCCAGACGGGUGUGCUCAACUCAGGCAUUAUGGCCUGCACGCGGCAGGAACAGUUCCCUACUGUGGCGCCAUCUGAUCAACUGGCCCUCCAGACGUCGGCGUUUGCCCAGGUGCUGGACGGGGCAAUGCAGCUGCGAGUCACACUGCAGCCCAGCGCAAUCACCACAUUCGCCGAAACCGCCACAUCCGCGUUGGUCACCUAUGUGCCGCAAUCGCUAAACGAUGUGGCCUGCUCGGCCAGCAGCACACAAGACCUAGUCGAUGUAAUAACCCCCAUGACCAACCUCUAUGUCUUUCUGGAUACCUCCUGGCAAUACAGCACCAUUGUCGACUACGUGGCCUACGUUCUCCAGCAGCUGAACAUCCAUCCUUAUGCCAGUAAUGUAACUAUGCUAUCGGCCUACGAUGGCUCGAUCAUUGUCAAUACGACAAACUACAUAACCGAUGUGUACCAGAAAUGGAACGUUACCACACAAGCCCAAUUCACGCAGGGCUUUAAUUUGCCAAAUGUGCUGCGCAAGAUUCAAAACCUGACCCAAACUCUCAUGAAUGGGGAAAAGACCAACUCAAGUCUGAGCGCCCAUUCGCUAGUCGCGCUCAUUAUCCCCAAUCAGGCAACCGUUAGUGACGGCGACUCCUCCUUUGCCACGACCCAGCUGCAAUACAUAUAUGAGCAGAUUCCUGACCUGCGAUUUAUCUACUAUGGUGGUGGCAGUAUUCAGCGCUUCUCCAGCUUCGUGCGCGACUCUUCGCGCGAUCUCUUCCAACUGCAAUUGGGUAGCUCCGUACCCACCUCGGCUGGACCCGUUGCCACUCGCAUUGCCAAGAUACCGCGUCGCAUCAUCAACCCUCGCUGCGGAUCCAGUUGGAUCACACCCAAUUGGGGCACCGAUCAGAUUGCGCAAUAUGAACGGCCCGGUGUGGUAAAUUUCUACCGCGUUGCCUCUAAUUACUUCUUUGGAAAUGGCGCGAAUCGUGUAUUGACCAUUCAAUCCCAGAGUGGCGGCACCUUCACCAUCUGCACAUCGCGCACCAACGAAUGGCCCAUUCAAAACUCAACCACCACUGGCAGCAGCAGCUCGACAAGUCAGACCUGUGUCCAGAUUACGAGCAACUCCUACACCUACGAUCUGUCCACUGCCUGCGAUGGCUACUAUACCAUCACGCAAUGUCCGCCUCUCUAUCUGUCGGUGCAGACCGCCUCGGUUUCGAACGGUGGCCAGCAGACUGUAUCCUGCACACAAAACGCCUGCCAAACGCCCGAUCAAUGGCAAUUCGUUGUCUCCAUGGUCAACAUGGGCUGCUAUAGUGGCGUGGCGGGCUUGGCCGCCAGCCUCUUCACCGUUAUCCUGGGCCUGGUGCUGCUGCAGUCGCUGCACUGAAUAGUGCCGGUAGUAUGUAUAAGUGGAGUCAGUUCAAAGUUACAAUCCCAAUCGUUACAGCAUUCAUCUUAAAUUAUUAUUAAUAUUUUUUAUCUAUUGUAAGCCUACAAUGCAAUAACAAUAAACUUUCAACCAUCAUCUAA
This is a messenger RNA of Scaptodrosophila lebanonensis, 2772 nucleotides long. RefSeq lists its product as uncharacterized. The transcript is spliced from 6 exons. Lineage: Eukaryota; Metazoa; Arthropoda; Insecta; Diptera; Drosophilidae. The record is from RefSeq and is a predicted model, not a curated record. Bases 89 to 2629 code for a protein of 846 amino acids.